AGCUUCCAACGGCAACUUGGAGUUCCGUUUCUUGGCGAGCGGAUUGAACUCGAUGACGGGCUCGUUUGGAGGCGGCGGGAGGGGCCGCGGCACGUGCGGAUGGAGCGUGUUCGACGGCGUGCGAGCCUUCCCUCCCACCCCGGAAGCCCUCAUGGCCGAGAUCGACGCCGCGAUCGCUGCCUCCGAGUACGUCCACGCCACUGCCCUCCUCUCCUCCUCCUCGGAGGAGGAGCCGGAGAAGGAGAAGGGGCUGGACACCGCCGCCCCCGUCCAUGACGCGCGUCUGGCCGACGAGGCUUACAAGGCGGCGUGCGCCGCCCUGGCCGCCGGGAGGCCGGACGCCGCCAUCCAGUCGCUCCGGCUAGCCCUAGCCAGAUGCCCGCCGGACAAGUCCUCCGCCCUCGACAAACUCCGGUCUCUCCUCUCUAUCGCCUCCUCUCAACUCCAGAAGCAGCAGCAGCAUCUCCAGAGGAAAGAAUUACAAGACGAAUAGAGGAACUGUUUAUCCUGUCUAAAUGGUUUAUUUUGGAGUAUACUAGUUCAUUAUGCCCAUGUUUGUAAAUGAAUGAACAUGUUGAGCUCAUAGAUAGAGACAUAUUUGAAGCUGAUACACAUAAUACAGAUGAUGCACAUUUUGGCAAUGAGGUCAGGGCACAAUGGUCGUAUAAGUCACAAAUGGACUUUAUAUGAAAAAUGUAAUAGUGACUCACUGUUGCAAAGAUGAAAAAAGGGAAAUUUCUUGCAAAAUUUCCUUCUAUAAAUUAUUUUCUAAAUGCUGGCAGGCGAUGAUGGCUCGAUGCCUCAUCUCUCCUUUA
Messenger RNA from Phoenix dactylifera (date palm), 815 nucleotides. The record is from RefSeq and is a predicted model, not a curated record. Lineage: Eukaryota; Viridiplantae; Streptophyta; Magnoliopsida; Arecales; Arecaceae.